AUGGUAUCGCUCUCAACUGUUCGUGCCCACAAUGCGUCGUUGAAAGGUCUGGGAUCUGGACUUGUUGCUGUAUUUGUGGGCGGAACAAGUGGAAUCGGACUGUACACAGCGCGUGAAUUCGCUCGCUACACCGUUUCCCCGACUAUCUAUCCUGUUGGACGCAACGAGACACAAGCAAGACAGGUUAUCCAGGAAUUGACCCUGAUAAAUCCGACCGGCAGAUUUCAGUUCAUCAAGACGGACGCGUCGCUCCUACGUGGGGUGGACUCUGCAUGUGAGCAUAUUCAACACAGAGAAAGUCGCAUUAACCUUUUGUUUUUAAGCUGUGGUAUCUUCACUUUAAAAGGCAGAGAUGAAACAUCUGAAGGCCUGGAUAAGAAAUUCAGCCUCCACUACUACGCCCGAAUGCGCUUCAUUAAGAACCUAAUGCCCCAGAUAUCACAGGCCGCUAGCCACAAAGACCAUCACACCGCUCUCUCCCGUGUUAUAACUGUCCUAGGUGCAGGCCACGAAACGGAACUGAAUUUGGAUGACCUUGACCUAAAGCACAAAUACAGCCUCAAUAGCUGCGAUGUACACGCGACAACAAUGUCUUCAUUGAUGGUAGAAGAGCUCGCAUCCCUAUAUCCGUCUACAACCUUCAUACAUACGUAUCCUGGGAUUGUGAAAUCGGGUAUCUCUCGGGAAGCGGGCCCCAUUUUAGGCCCCCUUGUUAGGGCUGCGAUGAUUAUCGGCCGGCCGUGGAUGGUAGCUCAGCAGGAGAGCGGGGAGAGACAUCUGUAUGUUACGACGAGUGAACGGUUUUCUCCGGGUUCGACAGUCACCGGGAAAAGUAGGGUUCAUGCGGAAGAGUGCCAACGUGGUGCUUAUUUGCUGCACUGGGAUGGGUCUGAGGUUGGGAAUCGGAGGCUUCUUGAUGGGUAUCAUAAUAGUGGUGUUGGGAAGAAGGUUUGGGAGCAUACUGAGGAGAUGUUUCAGACGGUGUUGGAGAGAAGGUAG
This is a messenger RNA of Aspergillus pseudonomiae, 999 nucleotides long. RefSeq lists its product as uncharacterized. The coding region runs from base 1 to 999 and encodes 332 amino acids. Gene Ontology annotation, biological process: secondary metabolic process. NCBI's taxonomy places the organism in Eukaryota, Fungi, Ascomycota, Eurotiomycetes, Eurotiales, Aspergillaceae. The transcript has 3 exons. The record is from RefSeq and is a predicted model, not a curated record.